Molecule: messenger RNA, 1572 nt
Organism: Pelmatolapia mariae (spotted tilapia)
Lineage: Eukaryota; Metazoa; Chordata; Actinopteri; Cichliformes; Cichlidae
Product: eukaryotic translation initiation factor 2-alpha kinase 3-like
Exons: 13
Coding region: 20-1441 (473 amino acids)
Biological process (GO): protein phosphorylation
Cellular component (GO): cytoplasm; nucleus
Molecular function (GO): eukaryotic translation initiation factor 2alpha kinase activity; ATP binding
Source: RefSeq, a predicted model, not a curated record
CAGGGUUUCGCGAUUUAAGAUGGGCAAGAAUAAGUACAUAACACGACUGAAAAACCUUGCACGGAGGAACGAUUUGAAGCUGGAAUAUGAGAACGUUUUAGAGAGACAUGGCGAGAAAAGAGUCAUCAUGAGGGCUGUGAUCAAUGGGCAAAGGUUUCCUAAUGGUGAGGGGAAGAAUGCUGAAAAAGCAAAGCAGAACGCAGCUCGAAAUGCCCUGGAAAGUUUGAAUGAGAAGGAAAAUCAAAUCCUGGAGAUGAAGAAAAAAGAUUCAAAUGCGCAACGUUCUCACCUGAAAUGCAGAAAAACUCUGUUUGAUGGUAUAUCUGAACGCCAAACUAACGGGGUGUCGCGCUUCGAAGUGUUUCAAGAUGGAGUCUCAGCCAUGCUGCCCACGCCACAGACUGAACCGGAUUCCUGUGGCGCUUCAGCAGAACCUGUGGCAAAGACCUGUAAUUUGUCAAAAAACUCCAAGGAUAUGUUGUGUCCUGAAGAAAAGAGUUCAGGAAGCUCCCCCAGUGAUAUGUCAGCUGAUUCAGAAAUCUUCAGUCAUUCACAGUUUGACUACGUAGAGGAGCUGGGUAAAGGAGCUUUUGGUCGAGUACUCAAGGUAAAAGAUAAACUGGUGGAACGGUAUUACGCAAUAAAGAUCAUCCGCUGGAACGAAAAAGCUCUUCGAGAAGCCAAGGCGUUGUCAGACCUCGAGCACCCUAAUAUCAUUAGAUACUUCUCGUGUUGGAUGGAGGAUUCAGGAUACCAGUCGGACAGCACUGACGAAAGCUGCAGUACUUCACAGUCUUCCACUGGUUCACCCAAGAAGUGCCUCUAUAUUCAGAUGGAACUGUGUGACACCAAAACACUUCUAGACUGGAUAGAAGACUGGUAUACGAAGAAAUCAAACUCCAAGAGAAGAGAAGAAAGUCUGAACAUUGCUCAGCAGAUGGUCAGUGGUAUCGAGUACAUUCACUCCAAGAAGCUCAUCCACAGAGACCUGAAGCCUGCCAACAUCCUGUUUGGGCAAGACACAAAAGUAAAAAUCGGAGACUUUGGACUGGUCACUGCUGAGAUUGACGACGAUGACAAGUCCUCAAUGGAAAGGACUAAAUAUAAGGGAACACCAUCAUACAUGGCUCCUGAACAGAAGAGCGAGACGAACUAUGGCAGGAAGGUUGACAUAUUUGCUUUGGGGCUGAUCUACUUUGAGCUUCUUUGGAAAUUCUCCACUCGUUAUGAAAAGUACAAGAUCUGGGAUAACAUCAGAAAACAGAAGCUUCCCCAAGAAUUUGCAUCCAGUUUUACCUCAGAGUACAUCAUCAUCAGAUCAAUGCUGAGGAUGAAUCCCGAAGACCGACCUGAAGCGUCUGAGGUCAUAACAGACCUGGAAGAGUGCGCUAAACAGAUAAACGCUGAAGAAAUGGCACGUCGUGGAAGGACCACUGUCUAAAUUGCGGGAAUACAACAGAAGAAUUUCAUCUGCACAUGUGGGGGGAAAAAAGAUCCAUUGGUGCUCUUGAAAGACUUUCAGAAUGAUGUCAAAUAUUUACAUGCAACUUACAAAUCAUAAAUGAUCGUUUU